This is a messenger RNA of Cuculus canorus (common cuckoo), 1335 nucleotides long. It is a transcript of the gene AMT, whose product is annotated as aminomethyltransferase. Gene Ontology annotation, cellular component: mitochondrion. Gene Ontology annotation, molecular function: protein binding; aminomethyltransferase activity. The transcript is spliced from 8 exons. The coding region runs from base 56 to 1234 and encodes 392 amino acids. NCBI's taxonomy places the organism in Eukaryota, Metazoa, Chordata, Aves, Cuculiformes, Cuculidae. The record is from RefSeq and is a predicted model, not a curated record. Gene Ontology annotation, biological process: glycine catabolic process.
GGGGCCGAGCCCCGGGGCGGCGGCGGCGGAGCGGGCCGAGGGGGCCGAGGGCGCGAUGCUGCUGCUGCGCGCCGGGAGCCGCGCGGCGCUGAGCGGGGCGGGGGGGGCGCCGGCGGCGCUGCGGCGGAGCCCGCUGGACGCGCUGCACCGGGAGCUGGGCGGCAGGAUGGUGCCGUUCGCCGGGUGGAGCCUCCCGCUGCACUACGAGCACGGGCACCUGCGCUCGCACCUGCACACGCGGCGCCGCUGCUCGCUCUUCGACGUGUCCCACAUGCCGCAGACCCGCGUGCACGGCCGGGACCGGGUCCGGUUCGUCGAGAGCCUCGUGGUGGGCGACAUCGCCGAGCUGCGCCCGGGGCAGGGCACCCUGACGCUGCUCACCAACGAGAAGGGCGGUAUCAUUGACGACCUCAUCGUGACCAACACGUUGGAAGAUUACCUGUACAUCGUGUCCAACGCCGGCUGUGCCGACAAGGACUUGGCCAUCAUGAAGGGCCGGGCGGCAGAGCUGCAGGCGGCCGGCUGUGACAUCCACCUGGAGGUGUUGGACAAUGCGCUGCUGGCUCUGCAAGGUCCCUCCACGGCGCAGGUGCUGCAGGCAGGGCUGUCGGAUGACCUGGCUAAGCUGUCCUUCAUGAACAGCAUCACCACCACGGUGUUCGGCGUGCCAGGCUGCCGGGUCACGCGCUGUGGCUACACCGGCGAAGACGGUGUGGAGAUCUCGGUGCCCGCGGGGCGCGCGGUGGAGCUCGCCAAGCAGCUGCUGGACAUCCCUGAGGUGUGGCCGGCGGGGCUGGCGGCCAGGGACAGCCUGCGCCUUGAGGCCGGGCUCUGCCUCUACGGCAACGACAUCGAUGAGACCACCACACCUGUAGAGGCCGGGCUGCUCUGGACCCUGGGGAAGCGCCGGCGCGUGGCCAUGGACUUCCCUGGCGCAACGAUCAUCAUGGCACAAGUGAAAGAAAAGCCAAAGCGCAAACGCGUGGGGCUGACGUCGGUGGGCCCCCCCAUCCGGCCCCACACGGCCAUCCUGGGCCCCGAGGGGACGCCCGUGGGCACAGUGACCAGCGGCUGCCCCUCGCCCUCCCUGGGCAAGAACAUCGCCAUGGGCUACGUGGAGACGGCACACAGCCGGGCUGGCACCACGCUCGCUGUUGAGGUGCGGAAGAAGCAGCACCCAGCGCUUGUCACCAAGAUGCCCUUCGUGCCCACCCAGUACUACAUGGCCAAGUAAGGGAGCGCCCACCGCGGGCGCCCCAGCCCCAAUAAACUCCCCCACCUGCUCCCCAGCCUCCUCUCCGGCGAUGGUGACAAGGCAAGGGAUGGUGUGGGGCA